AUGAGUCAAGAAAACUUCCAAGACCCAGUUGAGCAAAUGGACCACGAAACGCAAGAUCCAAACCUUGAAGAACUUCAACUGCCAGCCAACGGGGCGGAAGCUACUGCACGACUUGUAGCUAUGGAAGAAUUGGUACGACAACUUCAGCGCACUCUUGCCGCCCAAAACAGGGAGCUAGGCAACCUGCAGCAACAACAGGGAGUACACCAAGCCACUAUUACUCAACAAAACCAAACCAUCGAUAACCUACAGCAGCAACUGCACAAUCCACCAGCGGUUGCGCCCGCUGUGGCUCCAGCUGUGGCACCUGCUGUAGCCCCCGCCGUGGCACCAAUGGUACCUGCUCCGGCAGACGACACUGAACCAGAACUAGGAAGAACUCUGAAACCUGAACAACCAACCAAAUUCGACGGAGACACCACCAAACUUCGCAAAUUCCAAUAUGACCUACGAACCUACUUCGAGUACUAUUUUCCGAACACCUUCUCGGCAGACAAGUAUGAAACUCGCAUCCGUUUCGCAGGAACCCGAAUGGAAGGUGCUGCCGCCGACUGGUUCAGCUCGAUCCUCAAGGACAGACAAAAACCUCUUGACCAGCAAACACAACUCACCAAGGAUGUGUUCAAAAGCUACGAAGAAUUUGAAAACCAAUUGGAAAAAUCCUUUGGAAUCACCAACGAAGCUCAAGAAGCCGAAAAGAAGCUUAGGGACCUCAGACAGAAGGGCCCGUGCUACAAACACACUUCAACGUUCAUCCAACUACUCACUAAAGUCAAUUGGACUGAAGAAUCGAAGAAGGAAAUGUACUACUACAGUCUGAAGCCAGAAGUCAAGGAUGAAAUUUACAAGACCGACCGACAGGCCGUCAGUUUCACUGACCUCACUCAGGAAGCGAUCAAAAUCGACAACCGACAGUGGGAAAGAAAACAAGAAAGAAAGGCAGAAAAGACUGGAAACCCAGUCAAACACCACCCUCAAGCCAACCAAGGAAAGAAACGAGACGACUACGUUGCAAAAGACAACGGUACCCGACCUGGGAAAAUGGACAUCGAUGACGUUACCAGGAAGAAGUUCCUCGGAACCUGCAACGCCUGUGGCAAGAAAGGCCAUAAGGAAGCAGACUGCCGCUCCAAGAUGACUUGCGGAUUCUGUGGCAAGAAGGGCCAUGAUGAAGCUCACUGCUACACCAAGAAAAAUACGAAGAAAUCUGAGACCACUAAAGACAAGGCUCAAAUAGACACCAUCACGGAAGUACCCCACGACCACCUCAGCUGGACAGCUUGCUACAACGAUUCAUGUCUUGUGCACAAAAGCAGCAAGGAAGGAUCCGGAUACUAUCCAAAGAAGCCACGAGCCAGGAAGUCUCACGAGACUGUACGAAUUGAUACCCUCAAUUUCUACGAAAAGAAAUGUGAAGACUGCAGCUCCACGGAACCUUGUUCCGUUCAUGCACUCUACGAAUGCUCAUCUUGCGGCUCAUGGAACAUCAAUCACACGUGCGAAAACAACGAAUCGGAGGAAUGGGAACUCUCGGAUGAAGAAACUAGCAAAGACGAAAUCAUCUACGACGAGAGUGGGAGAAUCCACGAAUGCAGUUUCCACACAACUGAUAGGAAACACCAACAGUGGAUCAACACCCUUCCAGACACGCACCCUUUCGCAAAACAUAAGGAAGCCCUAGAACCGAAACCCGUUACUUUCGAAGACAUAUACGACAGCGACGACACCGACGACGAUGAAUGUCAUCAAUGCGGCGCUCAAGAACCCCGACAUGACAUAACAUGCCCAAAAUACACAGGAGAAUACGGAUGCCCACUGUGCAUGUCAGAAGAAGAAAAUCACAAAUGCACGGGAUGCGUAUACUGUAGAAGCAUGAAAAUUCCACAUCUAUGCGACGAAGAAAUGCGCAAAUGGAGGAAAUAUCGAUGCAAAGUCUGUGAAUCAACAAACCUCGACCACGACUGCGACGGAUGCCGCAUCUGCGGAUCCUACGACCCCGAACAUGACUGCAUGUAUGUUCUAGGGGAACAAGCAGAAGAACAAGAAAGACAAGAGGAAAGACAACAAUACCUCGACGAAAACCCACCUCGUAGAAUGACCCUAGAAGAGGCUCGGGAACAAAUCAGACUCAACAAAAUAGACAUUCAAGGAGCAUACGACCAAGUCCCUAUCCAGGACCUCCUUGAUGCCCUAGACGAAGACUGCGGAACACGCAAUUGGAAAUGCAAGUCAAGCAUGAAGAAUGCACAACAGACCACUUCCUAG
Molecule: messenger RNA, 2265 nt
Organism: Trichoderma gamsii
Lineage: Eukaryota; Fungi; Ascomycota; Sordariomycetes; Hypocreales; Hypocreaceae
Exons: 2
Coding region: 1-2265 (754 amino acids)
Molecular function (GO): zinc ion binding; nucleic acid binding
Source: RefSeq, a predicted model, not a curated record